CCACAAUAUGUCGUGUCAAGCGUCAGGCCGAAGUGACCUAUAUUAAUCAGCUGCUAGAUAGCAUAGCUAGCUGCCACCCAACCCACGUUCAUCGUCCCCCGGGUGGCCGGCCCCUUUCCACUACUAACAAAAGAAGAGAAACACAAUCUCUAGGCUCUUGCUAGCUAGUCUGUGUGUCAGGGCAGAAAAUGGCAGCAACAUCUGAAGCUCAUAAAAAACAGAGCAGCGUGAAAUCAUUGUUGGCGGAGUCACCAGGUCUCGCCUCCAUCCCUCACGCCUACGUCUGCUCCACCACCACCACCGCCCACAACGACGACGACGACCACCACCAAGAUGAUGAUGAUGAAAAGGAUUCAUCAUUAAUCCCCACCAUUGAUUUCUCCUUACUCACCUCCGGCACACCCCAUCAGCGGUCCAGAGUCAUUCAAGACCUCCGCCAAACCUGUCAGGACUGGGGCUUCUUCACGGUGGUAAAUCACGGGGUUCCAGAGGAGGUGAUGAAGGGGAUGAUGAGGGUGUGCGAGGAGUUUUUCGAUCUGAGGGAGGAGGAGAAGAUGGAGUACUACUGCGACGGGAAGCAUGUGAUGGACCCCAUCAGGUGCGGCACCAGCUUUAAUCCUUCUGUUGACAAGGUGCUGUGUUGGAGAGAUUAUCUGAAAGUGUUUGUGCACCCCAAGUUCCACUCCCCAACCCAACCCCACGAUUUCAGUGAGGUUUCGUUAGACUACUGCAGAAGGACUAGAGUAGUGGCAAUGGAAUUACUGAGAGGGAUUUCAGAAAGCUUGGGAUUGGAGGAAUGUUAUAUGGAGAAGGCUUUAAAUUUGGCAUCAGAUGGUUUCCAAAUCCUAGCUGCAAACCUGUAUCCACCUUGUCCACAGCCAGAACUUGCAAUGGGCAUUCAUCCUCACUCAGAUCAUGGCCUCCUCACCCUUCUCAUUCAGAACGGAAUUGGGGGCCUUCAAGUGCAGCACAAUGGCAAGUGGGUUCCUGUCAAUGCUAAUCCCACUUCCUUCCUAGUUAACACUGGCGACCACAUGGAGAUAUUGAGCAAUGGGAAGUACAAGAGUGUGUUGCACCGAGCCAUUGUGAACUCCAAAGCAACAAGAAUAUCAGUGGCCUUGGCACAUGGUCCGUCCUUGGAUGCAAUUGUGAGCCCAGCACAACAGCUCACAGACGGUGAAAGCAACCCACCGGCUUACAUUCCCAUGAAGUAUAAAGACUAUCUGGAGCUUCAACAAAGCAAUCAGCUCAACCACAAAUCCUGCUUGGAUCGAGUUAGGGUUCCAAUUCUCUAACUAAAGUUGCUCUUUCAUUUGUGUACUCUUUCCUCUUUAACUUACAAUUAAUUCUCAUUAGAAUACCGUGUGUUCCUCUACCCAAACUUUUAAUUACUUGUCUAAAUAUUGUAUCACAUCCUUUUCGAUUGAUCCAUUGUGAUCCGCUCCUUUAGUGGGUCUCGCAUA
Molecule: messenger RNA, 1463 nt
Organism: Malania oleifera
Lineage: Eukaryota; Viridiplantae; Streptophyta; Magnoliopsida; Santalales; Ximeniaceae
Product: 2-oxoglutarate-dependent dioxygenase 19-like
Exons: 4
Coding region: 189-1295 (368 amino acids)
Source: RefSeq, a predicted model, not a curated record